UUCUUUUUGAACACGUUGAUGAAAGUUUUGGCUGUUGUUGUUCCUGAGUUAUCGGUUUUCCCAUGGGAGUUUUCAUAGUUCAUGAGGCACAGGACUAGAACCUGCACCGCAGAGACUCCUUGGGUUUUGUGUGUUUUUAUAAGCUCUAGUUAAAGUGAUUUUUGAAAUUUGGACAUGUAACACAGUUUUCUCAUCAGUUCCACAGCUGUAAUGUACCCUUAUCUAGUGAUUAACAGACGAAUAAUAAAGUAGAUGUUAGUUUGUUCUAUACUGAAAAAGUUGAGAGGGAUUUCUCUGCUGGUUUUGUACGUAUUUUUAAAGUAACUUACUUUUGAUAGGAGCCUUCAAAAAACUUUGGAACUUUUAUUAAAGUUUUGAAGAUGUGAUGCUGUUCCAGUAGUUUUGCAUGUUACAUUUCUUCCUUUACACAAAUACCUAGUUUUUCCCCCAGAGCCUGAAUUAUAUCUGUAACAACUGAGAGUUACUUUUGUGUUUUCCUGGACAUAUUUCAUGCUGAUCAGAUGCAUCAGGACAAACAGCCGCGUUGACGGAGGUGUUGCUGAGAUCUGGUUUGCCCUUACCCUUUCUUCAGCAGGUCACUUCCUGGGACAACAGCGGCUGAAUGUGCGUUAAAUUUGAAGAAGAUUUAUACAGUACAAACGGUACAGGAUUUCUGGAGUGUCUACAACAACAUUCCUCCAGUGACAAAUUUGCCUCUGAGAUGUAGUUACCAUUUAAUGCGGGGAGAAAGGCGGCCACUUUGGGAAGAGGAAAGCAAUGCCAAAGGAGGUACUUGGAAAAUGAAGGUCCCUAAAGAAAGUACGGCUGCAGUUUGGAAAGAGCUGCUGUUAGCAACUAUCGGAGAGCAGUUUACAGGCUGUUGUGCAGCAGAUGAUGAAGUAAUAGGGGUUAGCGUCAGCGUUCGUGACCGUGAAGACGUUAUGCAAGUCUGGAACGUGAAUGCCUCUUCGGCAAGUGAAGCAAAAGUUUUAGAAAAGAUACAUAAACUUCUGCCACACACACCUUUUAAAGUGGCGUUUUAUAAAUCACACAGAGAGCAUCAUGCUUUUGAAGGCUGACGGGGGAAACAUUAAGUGCCAAGCUCAUUUGUUGUCAUUUGGUGUGUUGAGGUGGUCUGGGCAAGGAGAAAGAUGGUGGAAGGCCCUGCAGAAGCACUACACACAGUGGCCCUUUUGAGUUUCUGACAUUUCAAACUGGGAAAAUGAGGAAAAACAGUUGCUUUGACUGCUCAACGCCCAACUAAUUGCUGCUUGUUUGGUUGGGGUUUUAUAAAUUUUUCACUGGUUCUUUAAAAAGAUAUCCUGGCCACUUUUUUUUUUUUUAAUCAGAUCAUAUUUGUUCUUAUUUCAUUAAGAUAGCAGGCUUUAAUUUCUUCUGUACUGUACUUGAUUAAAUGCAAACGUGCACAGAGAUGGUGUGCUGCGUUUCCGGGAUGUGCUGUACGUAGAGGAAUACUGGCUUGCUGAAAUGUGUUUUCAGUUUUCAAUUUUGAAACAUUCCUAUCGUGUUAAGAUUUACUCGCUGGUUGUGUCCCAAGAGAGAAAGAAAUUGCGCUGCAUUUAUUCUAAUAUUCAGUGUACUCUGGGCUUGCGCUGACAACAGCACACAUACUGUACGAGUAAAUAGUAAAGUGUUCGCUAAAUGAGCAGCUAAAGAGAACACAUUCAUAUUAGGACUGAACCUGUGUGGGAUGAUGUUAACGAGUAUUAUAAUUGCAGUGAUUUCAAAAGAGCCCCUGUUGGAACUAGAGUGAGAGAUCUUUCAGCAGGAAACGCUGCAAACUCCACACCUCUCUUAUUUAAGAGGGGAUGGGGCUUUUUUAAAAUGUUUUAUAUUGCAUAAUUUCUUAGGAUAUUUUUGUGUCCAUUCAUGAUGAAGUGUCAUGAAUCCUUUCUAAUGCGUCAGACUAACUGGAUCCAUCCCUCACGCUUCUAUGAGAGCUUUAGGCCCGUGCCGGCACCCCCAAAGGUCAGCAUCAGAACUGCCGUUGACGUCGGUGCAAAGGAAGAGAUCCCAUCGUACCUAGCUUCAAGCCGUCAUGACUUCCUAAGUGACAUUUAAAAAAAAAAAAAAAAUACAGAAAA
Molecule: messenger RNA, 2105 nt
Organism: Chroicocephalus ridibundus (black-headed gull)
Lineage: Eukaryota; Metazoa; Chordata; Aves; Charadriiformes; Laridae
Gene: EIF4E3
Product: eukaryotic translation initiation factor 4E family member 3
Exons: 7
Coding region: 738-1079 (113 amino acids)
Biological process (GO): translational initiation
Cellular component (GO): eukaryotic translation initiation factor 4F complex
Molecular function (GO): RNA 7-methylguanosine cap binding; translation initiation factor activity
Source: RefSeq, a predicted model, not a curated record